UCGGCCUUUCUGGAUAUGACUGGGGAAUACCACUUCCCUCCAGCUCCCGAUUCCCUCCAGAGAGAGAGAGAGAGCAUAGAUGGGCACGCGAUACCUCGUAAGACCCACCUGGCAAAGAGGAAGAACAAACCCCCCCUGCCGCUGCCGAGUCCGACCCGACCCGCCCCAGCCGCCGCGGGAGGCGGGGCCGCCCGCCGCCAUUUUAGAUGCGCCCGCCUUCCCCCGCGCUGUGCGCAGUUGCUGCUGGUCGGUCGGCCCUUUCCAGCGCUGAGGAGUGCGGGAAGGUGUGUGGUGCUGGAGGUGGGUCGGGGAGAGCUGCAGCCCUACGGUGACUGUUGCUUUGGCAUCCAUCCUGAGAAGAUAAUGUCCAACGUACCCGUGGCUGUGGUGACCGGCUCCAACAAAGGGAUUGGAUUGGCGAUUGUGCGGGAUCUGUGCAAGCAGUUCAAGGGGGAUGUGUACCUUACUGCCCGAGACCCUGCCCGUGGUCAGGAAGCAGUGGCAAAGCUUCAGGAGGAAGGGCUGCAUCCACUCUUCCACCAGCUGGAUAUUGAUGAUCUGCAAAGCAUCAAAGUCUUGCGGGACUUCCUAAAGGAGAAGUAUGGAGGUCUGAAUGUGUUGGUUAACAAUGCAGGGAUUGCUUUCAAAGUUAGCGACAGAACUCCAUUUGCAGUCCAAGCAGAGGUUACACUGAAGACAAACUUUUUUGGAACCAGGAAUAUUUGCACAGAAUUGUUGCCUCUUAUAAAGCCUUAUGGUAGAGUGGUGAAUGUCUCUAGCAUGGUAAGUAUCUCAGCUCUGGGAGGCUGUAGCCAAGAACUGCAGAAGAAGUUCCGCAGUGACACAAUCACUGAGGAUGAGUUAGUGGAGCUCAUGACGAAGUUUGUGGAAGAUACUAAGAAAAGUGUGCAUGAGAAAGAAGGUUGGCCAAACACUGCUUAUGGGGUAUCCAAAAUUGGUGUCACGGUCUUAUCUAGAAUUCAAGCCCGGAUGUUAAAUGAGAAAAGAAAAGGUGACCACAUCCUUCUUAAUGCCUGCUGUCCUGGAUGGGUGAGAACAGACAUGGCAGGUCCAAAGGCCCCUAAAUCACCAGAGGAAGGGGCCGAGACCCCUGUUUACUUAGCCCUUCUGCCUUCUGAUGCUGAUGGUCCUCAUGGCCAGUUUGUUAGUGAGAAAACUGUUCGAACCUGGUAAACUUAACAUCUGUGGACCCUUGCAAGUGGUAACAUGGCUGUGGAUUAAGGUGUGCUUUGGUAGGGAUAUAUGCCUAGAGGAGUCUUACCCUGUCCACUUUAGUGCUAGGUCUUCUGUCUUUGUAGCGAGGGCUGCAGUUACUGUGUUUCUCUAACAUUUUGUCUAUACUAUGGUACUUCCAGCAGUGUCUGUUGGCUUGUUUGCAGCAUUGACUGGAUAGCCUGACUUCUGAUUUGUGGGGUGUUCCAGCCUAGUUAACAUGAGUUGAUUUGGUGUUACCCUAAUACAGAUGUGCCUGACCUUGUUUUACAGGAGUUUAGUCCUAGUGAAAUCAUUGCCAGCUCUUCUCUUUUUCCCCGUAAGAGAGCCUAUAGAUCUCUGUGAUAUGGGGCUCAUUUGAGGGGACAGAUGCCUUAUGCUUUCUCUGUGCAAUGGAUCUUUUUGGGGGACCAUAGUUGCUUCUUAAGAUUGUAUGGGAUUUCUUAACUGGAGAGAGGGUAUUUCUCAGAACUACAAUCUAACCAGUUUGGGUUGGGAGGAGCUAAUCAGAUUCAAACUGAAUCACUGUUGUAUAGAGAUUGCUUAUUGUUAUAGAAUGGAGUUGGGUGAAAAUAAAAAUAGCAAUGAUGUGCCAUUAAUAGGGAAAAAUUACCUAGUUGGCUUUAUUAAUAUGUAUGUAAUAUGAUUAGUUACAGACUUGUAUUCAUACAACUGGAUUAUUCUGAUUCUAAAAAUCUAUGUUUGUUAAUACUAUGCUUUUAUUUUCUGUAUCCAAGUCUGUAAUGGGAGUGUGUGAUGUUUGGAAUAUAUGGAGACAAAAUAAACUACAAAACUGGUA
Messenger RNA from Gallus gallus (chicken), 2032 nucleotides. RefSeq names its product carbonyl reductase 3 (gene CBR3). The record is from RefSeq and is a predicted model, not a curated record. The transcript has 4 exons. Gene Ontology annotation, molecular function: carbonyl reductase (NADPH) activity. Lineage: Eukaryota; Metazoa; Chordata; Aves; Galliformes; Phasianidae. The coding region runs from base 16 to 1194 and encodes 392 amino acids.